UCGUUGUCGUCCUCGUCCUCGUCCUCGCCGUCGUCCUCUUCGUCGUCGUCGUGGUCGUCGUCAUCGUCGUCGUCAUCGUCGUCGUCGUUUUCAUCCUCGUCCUCGUCGUCGUCGUCGUCGUGGUCGUCGUGCUCGUCGUCGUCGUCGUCGUCGUCGUUGUCGUGUUCGUCGUCGUCGCCCUAAUCCCAUCCACAUAUUUCCCAUGUCAUCCGUGACCUUCCUGAUGCACGCGCAGGCGCGGUCUUCCAGGAAUGGCUCAGCUCCGACGAGAGUACCCAGAAUGCUCGAGGGUGGAACCCACCACCGCUAUUCCUCGUGCAGCAAUGGGAUGCGGCGCACAAGGCGGAUGCCAAACGUACCCGAGCAGCCGCCAAGAAGGCGCCCACGUGGGUGUUCCCAGACGGGUCCGACGGCGUGCCUCCCGGGCCCGCAGCAGGCGCCCCUGCGCCAGAGCCGCGCCUACCUGGCCCCAACACCUCCGCUUCUCGACCCGGCGGAUUCCAAGCAUCCUGGUCGUCCUUGUCCGCGAGGAAACAGGGUCUCCUGAGCAAGGAGUGGAGGGAGGCGGAGGCCACCGAAGAGGCCACUGCACGUGCUCACGAAGAGGACCCUGCCAUGAUUGUCAGGCGUGCUUCUCUGGCAUGGCUGCGCUCUAAGGGAUGGGGCGUGCGGAACUUGCACGACGCGGUGGUGGCUCUCGGAUUGGCGUUGCCAGGCAGGCUCACGCCGAUGUCGUACGUCACGUUGUUGCGGUCUGCUUGCGCCGACCCCGACAUCAUGAAACAACCUGGCGGCAGCUUCCCGGUGCCUGCGCUCAAGGCAACGCUUGCAAGCCUCGGCCUGGGAAUGACUGGCAGGAAGGCUCAGCUGGUGGAGCGGCUCGUCAACGCCCUCCGCGAGGUCGGCGCGCCGCCAGGGGAGCCGCCCGCCGACGACGGGGGCUGUGACGGGGAGGAGCUCCAAGUGGAGACCGACAUCGCCAACACCUCCAAGGUGCGCGCUUUCGCGGCCAGGGCCGAUGCAGCGUGGCAGGAGCACAGCAGCGACGGAGCUCAGGUGCUGCUGGAUGCGCUGGAAGACUUCGUUGAUGGAGAGGAGGCGGAUGUCCGGGCUGAGCAGGAGGCCCUUCUCCAAUUGAACGCCGGCGUGAAUCCACCUGAUGUCCUGCUCGAGUCCGCGUGCCCUGCUGGCCUCGCGCGAAUCUCCCAGCAGGACGCUGCAGGGGUAAUCGCCCGGAGCGCUGCGUCAAUGCAUGCGUCUGCCCAAGCGGCGGGCCAGCAGGAACGGCGAGCAGAUCGCCUCGAUCCAACGCAACGUUGCGUGCACGAUCGAGUGCUGCAGUGGGCGCAGGCAGGUGCGACGGACCCCUUGCGCGUCCUGUUGCUGGGCACAGCCGGCACUGGCAAGUCGGAGGUUGUCAAGGCAAUCGUGGCAUCACUCGAAUCCUGCUUGGGCACGGGGUCAGUGAUCCGGUGCGCUCAUACAGGGGUUGCGGCUUUCAACAUGGGGGCCGGGGCAGAGACUAUCAACUCGGUGUUCAAUCUGGGGAGCGCCAUGGCGGACACGGCUUCAAUUGACGCCCUGGUGGACAAAUUGGCGCUGGCAAGGCUUCUCAUCAUUGACGAGAUCUCCAUGGUCGGCUCCGAAAAAUUCUUCCAGGUAUCCGACCGCCUCGACCUUGUCACGCGCGUCCUACGUGAACGGCGACGGCGAGCUGCGGGCGCCUCGAACGGCGACGGCGCGCCCCAGGCGCACGGCUUCGGGGCCUUGGGUGUACUCCUCGUCGGUGAUUUCGGCCAGGUGCCGCCCAUUGGGGACGCAUCGCUCCUCCUGUCAGCUAAAGGGCAGUCCCGCCGGGCUGCGGCGGGGCAGAGGCUCUUCCGUUCCUUCACUGACGUUGUCCGGCUGCGGCGCAUUUAUCGCCAGAAAGGGCCCAGCCCUUACAAGGAUUCCACGCUCCGCCUGCGGGAUGGAGCAAUGACGCUGCAUGAUUACUCGCUGUGGUGCGGGCACGAUGUCAGCGCUGUCCCCCACGACCGCCCUCUGCGUCGCGCCUUGGAGACGGACGCGCUGUGGCUCACGACAGAGAACAAGAAAGUUGGAGAGCGCAAUGGCGCCAAGCUGGCGCGUCACUCCGAGGCCAACGGCGCCCCGGUAUUCGCGUUCGACGCUGUUCACAGCGACCCUCGAGCAGAGAAGCGACCGCCAGAUGAGUUUUACCAGCUUCGCACGAAGGUUCAUUUAUCCGUCGGUGCCCCAGUUCUGCUGACAUCUAACCUGCUCUGGGAGCUCCGGGUGGUGCGCUUCGGCUUGAUGAACGGGGCCCGCGGCAGAGUUGUCGGCAUUGUGAUGGACGCCGCCCCCCCUGCGUUGCCGGCGUACGUGGUCGUCGACUUCCCAGAGUACUGCGGGGCUCCUUUCUGGCCAGAACACCCGACGUGGGUUCCUGUCCCACCCAUCCGGCGCCAGAGCAAAAAGGCGCGCAGCUUGGAGAGAGUUCAGCUUCCACUGCGGCUGUCGUGGUCCCUGACUGUCCACAAGGCGCAGGGCCUCACGUGCCCGUCUGGCGUAUGCCUGGACCUCUCCACCAGCGGGCCCCGCUCCGCUGCGGCGUCUCCAGGCCCCCGGGCCCGCGCUGAUAGAAAGAGCCACCAUCGACGUUGCCUGUCUUCGGACGCCUCCGAUGGGGAAGUCCUCGGCGGGCCGCUGGGGGCAGACACGGUCCAAUGAGGAACCUCGACUUUACUGCUUCCCCUGCCCCCCCUGGAUCGCGCCAUCGCACAUCCGCCCUCCUGGGGGCAGGCGCAGACCCGGGGCCAGUUUCAAACUCGCCCCGGGUUUGCGCCCGCCCCCGGGAAGGCGGAUGUUCCAUGGCGCCCGGCCACUGCCCGGGCCGCCCGUUUUCGAAGCGUCCCCAGAGGCCUCGCCUUCGUCGGCUUCACGCGCGCCACGGCGUGGGAGACCAUGGGUUUCUGCCGCCUCCCUCCUCUCGCUGUUUCUUGGCCGUGCGGUCCUCCAAGAUGUUCCUCGCGCGGGAAAAAUUCGAGAAGAUUUUCGAUGACCUCCACGAAUCUACCUUGAGGCGGUGGGCGGGCUGGGGCCCGGACGACGAGGUUGCGCAGCAUUUGGUUGCUGUUCCUACUUCCGACGACACGGGCGACAUCGCUGCUAUGCUCAGCCGUCGAGGCGUUUUGCCUGUGUCUCCUGAUGUCCUCGAGUUCGCGCUGUCCCAGACUGCGCUGCAAUGCGCCAGCCUCGCGGAGGUUCUCAAGGCAUUCCAGGGAAAGAAGGCGCUGGGCUGUCAAACUCACACACUCAAUUCUCCAUCCUACUUCUCAAAGGGCUGCUGGCCAGCCCUGGGUGUUUUUUCCAAACGCACGGGGGCGGGGGGCCCGCGCAUGCGCAAUCCUCCAUGCAGAGGUCCUCGUGCGCUACGGGGCCCGGCCUUCCGCUGCACGGCGGCACCCCCUGCGCCAGCAGGAUGCCGCAGCGGGCCCCGCGGCGCCAGCGGCUACAGAGUUGCGCCAUCCUGUCGCCCAGCAACCUGCUCCAGCACAGGCCGGGGGCGAGUCUGACAAGGCUCUUGGUCGGCAGCGCCCCGCAGGCCAGCGCCCGCCCGCUCCGGUGUUCAACGGCUUUUUUGAAAGACAACAAGGGGCCCACUGCGGGAUGCAUGCGCUCAAUAACGCAGUGGGUUUCCCGCUUUUCAACCAGGCCCUCAUGAGGGCGGGCGCCGCCGCGUACGUUGCCCACUCAGCGCUCGACGGGUUGCCGGAACGCCUGAGAAACCACAUUGGUCCAUC
Prorocentrum cordatum is the source of this 3803-nucleotide messenger RNA. Lineage: Eukaryota; Dinophyceae; Prorocentrales; Prorocentraceae. The record is from the annotation of a GenBank genome assembly.